AUGUCUGCAGACGACCGUCAAGAAGUCAUCGAUGCGUUCAUUGAACGGCAACGUGAUAAUUUUCAUCAAUUAGUUCAAAAUCUAUCGAUUUAUUAUCAGAACUUUCGUUCCCAAUUUGCUUUUCCUACGGAUAAGUCACAACAACGCUACCUUUAUCUAACUGUUCUUUUGUCUCUUAUUCUCGUGACAAUCAUCUAUUUAAUCGUUGUCGAUUAUCAGCGUUUAGUAAAACUUGUUCGUACUUAUUUUCGUUUCGCUUAUUCUUAUUGGCAAGUAUUAUUCACAAGAAUAAGAAACAAAUUUUUACAAAAAACAACGCCGUCGUUGUUGAAUAUCUUACUAAACCGUAAAAGUCACAUCCGAGAUAAAUUUUCGCAAGAAUUCCUUCGCGCAAUCAAUCAAGAACUUUUGAAUCGAAAGGACCGACUCAGCGUGGAAACUCUGCAAUUUGCUAAUGCGAAAAUUCAUAAUGUUUCUCAAAAUAAUAAUAACAGAAGUGCUGAAACAACUGCUGAAAAGAUCAUCAUCAAUGCAGUGCUCGAUAUUGACCAUUUGACUUUGAAUAUGGUCCAUACAUUCAAAGAACAACAUUUCUCGGUGGAAACACAGAAAUUAUCCGGUCAAAUUUAUAUUUUAUUAGUUGUUAAUCCUAAUCAGUAUUCAAUCGAAGCUAACCUUCAACAGCUUCAACUUUAUCCUGUUAACAUUAUUGAUUCGAAUCAUGCUUUAUCGGAAAGUGACAAACAAAAUCUUGUUAAAUUAUUAGACGAGACGAUCAGUCGAACCGUUGUUCGAUGUUCGUUUCGUCUCUCUGAUACUCAAGAAGGUCCGAAUGCAACUUAUCUUUACAAUUCUUCAACAACAUCUUCUUCUGGAGCAACUAAACCGUCGACAUCUUCUGCACAACUUACCACCUCAUCUAUUCAAACAACUACGUCUCGUUCUCCUCAAUUAAACUCAGCUAAAUAUCAACCAACUGACUCUAUACCCACAGUAUUAAUCAAUAAUACACAUCAACCUUCAUAUACAAGUGACUCAUUGAUCAACACAGAAUCGAAAAGACUACUUGUUCGUAUUGUCAAAGCAGUGAAACUACAUGAUGUUGGACAACCUUACUGUAUUCUCGAGUUAAAUCAUCCUCAUCAAGUUCAGAAAACAAGUAUAGCUAACAAUGGUCUCAAUCCAUUUUGGGAUGAACGUUUUCUAUUCGAAUGUGAUGAUAAAAGUAAUCAAAUACAUUUACAAAUUAUCGAUCGAAAACAAGCAAUUAAGCGAACAGGCAAUAACUACGUCGACACAGUUCAUGCGGAUGUUUUGAUACCGUUCUCCUAUGUUCAGAAUACGACCUACAAGCAAGAUGUUCAAUUCAGUCCACAACAUCCCGAAUCCAUUAUUCGUCUUGAGUUCUCAACGUUAUCUGAAGAAGAUGCAUUAGCUGCUAGUAAUGGCUACGAUGUCGAAAGUCUAACUGACAGUCAAACUUGGACAUUUAAUGACCGAGAAGGAAAUCGAAUUGAUCAAGAAUAUCCUCAUCAAUUUCAACAAUCAACAUCGAAUGAUUUCUUAACGUCAGCGUAUGAUGUUGGAAGUUUACCAAAACACUAUGGUCUAUCUUCGACUAUAUACGAUGACGAACGUGAUUAUUCAUCGACAAUUCCUCGAACUACUGGUGCGAGCUCGUAUUCUCCGUCGACUCCGUUAACACCUCGAGAUGGCGCUGGCCUUACAGGUGAUAAACCACAAAAGUCCAAGUCAUUUAUGAGUUCUCUAAAGCAUUUAACAUUACCUCGACGAAAACAUAACAAGAAUAAAUAUGAUACAAGUAUGGGUUCUCAAACAAGCAGCAUCACACAAUUGAACACUUCUCUGCAAUCACCGCCGACAAAUUUAACAUCGCACAGUUUGUCAUCUGCUCUACCAGGACCAUAUCCCGAAUAUUUUCUGUCGAAUACAAUGGAAUCAACACCAAUCCGUCGUAGUCGUUCAAUAUCCCAAUCAUUCAGAAAUCUGUUUCGUUCGAAUUCAAAGAAGAAAGCGAUGGCAGCCAGAGCUGAUGCUAUGGGUGAAUUUGAGAAUGGCACACACAACUAUGUUAGUGAUAAUCGUAGUCAUUUAUCAACAUCGGUUCCAACAUCCAAGAAACUUUCAUUUUUGCAACGACGAAAAUCAAAACAAAAAGCGAAGAAUCAAUCAACGAAUUCUCUCUCAAGUUAUGACUGUUCAAGUGCUUCCUCAAUGGAAUCUGUGCGCGAUACACCCAUCCGCGCUAACGUUGGCCAUCCAGUGACGAUGACAAAAUCACUUGUACGAUGA
Adineta ricciae is the source of this 2313-nucleotide messenger RNA. The record is from the annotation of a GenBank genome assembly. Lineage: Eukaryota; Metazoa; Rotifera; Eurotatoria; Adinetida; Adinetidae.